UCUCACAGCUUUUCCACAACAGUCCACAAAGAAGAAGAGGAGUCCACCACAGACACUGAUGACCUCCACUGGGACUGCACUCCUCUGCACGAGUGGCCCAUGUCCCAUCAUGCUCCAAUAUGUGAGCCAUCUUCUUCCAAAUGUAGCAAUAUAGAACAAGGAUCAGAUAUAGAAAAGGAUCUGGCAGUCAGUCACUCCAUCUCAAACCAUAUUGGCUCCAUUGUUCUCAACCUUAAAGUGUCUCAGGUGCUUCUACAGCAAGCUGAGAGGAGUCUGGAUAAUGCAAAGGCGACACAAACAAGUGUUCCAUGCUUCGAUGAAAUGGAUGCUGGGACAAGUGGGGUUGUGGUGGAGAGGGUGAACAAAGAAAAGGAGGUCAGUGUUGAUGUUGGAAAAGCAAUGGGGCCCCCGUCCAGACAUUAUAUACCCAAAUGGAGCAUCAGUGAAGAAGAUGAGGUCAGUCAGUACAGCUCAGCUCAAGAAGAGAGUUUUGAAAGCAUGUGCUGUCCUUGGAGUAGUCAGAUUGCAUAUGCUUGGGUUGUCAGAGCCCAAGAAAGACAUCACACACCAGUCUUUUAAAAGAAAUUUCCAAGCAAAACCUACAUGGACCAGUGAGGUUAGUGAAGUGGUGGCCCAAAUGGCACGUGGGCGGUUAGGGACAGAGCUGGGUGCUGUGGGCAGCAGUGACAGUGAGGAUAUAGAGGAGCAACAGCUCCAUCUACAGGGCUGGCAGGGACAAAGCAACAGACAUAAUUUUAGCCCACACCAGAAGUCUGAGACCCCAGAAAGCACUGAUCUGGAGCAACUGUUUAAGUGUUUUGCUGGCAUCCAAAGUGAUAGUGAGGAGAGCGCAAACUUCCACACAAUCAACCGCACCUUUGAUGUGACGAAUAGAGUGCUGGAUGCAACAAGCCAAACAGAGGAGGAGGGAAGCUCAGAUUUAGACUAUUCACAGUCACUCGUUGAACCAUCUACUAUGUUCUACACACCCAAACACUACCUGUCCAACAGCUCAGCUGGAGAAGAGCACUCUCAGUCACUGAGCUCAGAGGAGGAUUUGGACAUCACAGUGGAGGUGUGUCGACCCAGCACAUCUCCAGCAGAGGAAAAACAGGCUACAGACAACAUUCUCAAUGAAUACCAGCCUGCUCAAGAGGACUCAAAGGAGACUGAGUCCAUUACCCCUGUGCACAUUAGUUGUUUGCCAGACCUGGCUGAGAUUGCAGAUCUCUCCAGCAUCUCCUGUUCACCUGCCCAGCACCAGCAGUGGGUUGAGUCUACUACAGUACCGCCCAUUUCUCACACCAGGGGACAUCCACCCUGCAACAGCACCCCACGCAGCCCAAGAGGCCGUAGAACAUACCUACGAGACGUGCAGGUCGGCACUAAGUCCCUCCCUGACCUUCAGAGCCUGUUGGACACUUCACCCUGGGGCAGUGCUCCCUCCCUGUCAUUUUGCACAGAGAGCUACGCCACAGCAAGAGCAGGAGACAGCAGCACAACGAAUACGUCUGUGUCCAGCAUCCUGCAGUCUCCAGCAAUAAGAGACAUCUCUAAGGAGGAGACAGACUCACCCCAAAGCGGAAAUGCAGAGUUCACCACUGCUAGCUCUGGAGCCAGACAGACCACAGAGACCAGCCAGGGGGCCAGCGAAGACAUGGAGAGUCCCCAUGGGAAUAAUGAUGUGUAUGAGGAGAGAGAGGAAGUAGGUGAGGACCUACAGCAGCAUGACCAAAAGUACUUUGAUGAAAAAGCAUCUCACAAUGAAGACAUCUCAGAGAUGAAGGAAGGGUGUGAGGAUGAAAUCUCAUGUCUGAUACAAGACCAGGAUCUUGAUCGCAACUCUGCAAAUGUGGAUAGCAAUGCAAAUUCUCAUAGAAGCACUGAUAAGAGUCACAGCCUUGAUGAAACUGAAAGGGCUCACUCCACUCUAGACGAGGAACUGCAAAGAAUGCUUUUGGAGAGAGCCACAGGACAGAGAACCCUUAGGGACCUAGGGCCCAUCUCACAGUCCAAGACUCUGUUUUCUCAGUCUGAUGUGAAAGGAGAGGGGGAUGUCAGAGAGGAGGCAGGCUGCCCUGGUGGGGACCACAUAGAAACAUCAGGAAAUGAGCUGGGAGAGAAGCUUGAGGCAGCUAAUCAAGAAAUCAUGAACUGUCCUCACAGCGUUCUUGAGCCGAUGCCUCUCAAAUCCCAGAGUUGGCCAAACAGCAUUGUUAAAGAGGAGCCCAUCUCAGAUAUCCUUACAGUUUUUGAAUAUGGUGGCAACUAAGUUCUGUUGCAUCUGAAUCAUUUCCAUUUCUGCCGGUACUUCAGGCAUGUUGUUUGUGUUCCUUUAAUGUUAUGCAUUAAUUGUUGAGUCAAAUAAUAUGAGCUUAAAUUAUCCUGCUUUUAAGCUAAAGAUAAAUAGAGAUUCAAAUGCACCUAAUAUAUAGCCCUACGUAGUUUGUUAUAACUGAUCUUAAUAAAUGUUUUUUUCUAGUUAUUCUACAUCUUUUGAAAUUAAAAUAAUCUGUUAUAUGUAAUAUUCCAUAUUUGAUGUUGUUGCUACUAAAAAUCUAUUUUCAGUUAAUUUGAGUUUUAAUAUUUUCAAUAAAGUUUCAUAUUAAAAAUGGACAAGUACAAAACAAAGACACAUUUUAUUGCAUACUGAAGGAAUUACAAGUCACCUAUUUAAAAAAAAAAAAAAGAAGAAUAUACUAUAUUUCAUUAAAAUACAGUGUUCUUCACAUGGGCCUUUUCUAUCUGAAAUGACUUAAAAACAGCUGCUUCUUUUACAAAAGUAGUGCAGGAAACUUGUGCUGGACAAUUUUGCUUCUUUCUAUAAAUCUAAGGAUUCCACAUGAGCUCAUGAUAAAACUGAAUACAGCAGCAUAAUAUUAUGCCGAAGACAUGGGACAAAACAACAAAAAAAAAAAACAGCUAAAC
This is a messenger RNA of Myxocyprinus asiaticus (Chinese sucker), 2928 nucleotides long. RefSeq names its product inactive serine/threonine-protein kinase TEX14-like. The record is from RefSeq and is a predicted model, not a curated record. Bases 386 to 2272 code for a protein of 628 amino acids. Lineage: Eukaryota; Metazoa; Chordata; Actinopteri; Cypriniformes; Catostomidae. The transcript has 16 exons.